UAGGGAGCAGAUAUGUUAAGUAUGAAGAUGCCACUUUUAUGAGUACAUUGUUUGUACUUAAACUCUAUGAAUUUAUUAUUUAAGGCCAGAAGGGACAAUCAGAUCAUCUAAUCUGAAUAGCCCAAGCCAUUAAACUGCAUUCAGUUACCUCUGUGCUGAGUCCAAAAGCUUGUAUUUGGCUCUAGCAUAUCUCCCAGAAAGGCAUCCAGGCUUGACUUGAAGACAUCAAGAGAUGGAAUAACCUUUUCAGUAGCGCUCACCUCAGGCGCAUGCUGAGAGAGGCCCGGCUGUGAGAUGACUCCCAUGGAGAGAGCUGGGAAUGUGAGGGUUUCACAAAGGCUGAAGAGAAAAAUGGAGCCUGAUAAACACACACGGUAAAGAGCCCCUGUCAUGGACAAUGACCUCAUAGUGCUAGGUGCUGUACGAAGAACUGAACUUACCUGAAUAACUGCCUGAUGAACUUCUCAUCUGAAUAGACAAGAAUGACACAGCAUGGUGGGGAAGGGAUGCAACACACAAGCAGAGUGAACAAUGUGAUGAGCUUUUGCCGAUCAGCUGCUGGACACCCCCUUCUGCUUAGUUCUGAACAUUUCGGGGGAUUGGAAGCUCUCUCCCAUAGUGGUUCAGUCAUGAUGGAUGAGGAUGAUGGAUUGAGUGAGAGAGGUCUCAGCAACUCCAGGAAGAGAUAUGAUGAUGAUGAAGAAGACUACCAUUCCAUUUACAUCGGGGUGCCAAUGCCACGGGGCUACAGGCGGAAGAGGCGCAGACGGAGAUCCACCUGCAGCCGGGAUAAAACCAGCGAAAAUGAAAGGCUCUGUGAGCGCCAGGACCGAUCAGAUACCGAUGAAGGAGGGCAAGCAAGCUACGACAAUGGGAACGACAACGCCAGCAGGACGAUGUCUCCAGCUGCUGAACGCCUUCGUUACAUCCUGGGUGAAGACGAUGACCCUCCAAACCCCACCCUGUUCACUGAGAUGGACACACUGCAGCACGAUGGGGAAGAAAUGGAGUGGAAAGAAUCUGCCAGGUGGAUAAAAUUCGAAGAAAAGGUGGAAGAAGGAGGGGAGAGAUGGAGCAAACCUCAUGUGUCAACGUUAUCUUUGCACAGCCUGUUUGAACUACGCACAUGUCUACAGACAGGGACGGUGCUCCUAGACUUAGAUGGCUACUCCUUACCACAGAUCAUCGAUGAUGUUAUUGAAAAGCAGAUAGAGGAUGGUCUGCUCAAGCCAGAGCUGCGAGAGAAAAUAAGUUAUGUGCUACUGAGGAAACACCGCCACCAGACCAAGAAGCCGAUCCACCGAUCCUUGGCAGACAUUGGCAAAUCGGUCUCGUCCAACACAAAUCGCAGUCCUGUCCGGAGCCCAGCAGCAGGGGCCAGCUUCCACCGCUCCACCGAAGAUCUUAGAAUGAGACAGAACGCAAAUUAUGGACGUUUACGCCAUGCGCAAAGCAGAAGCAUGAAUGACAUUACAGAUACUCCAAGCACAGAUCAGGUACUAAAAAAUAAAUUCAUAAAGAAGAUCCCCAAAGACGCAGAAGCCUCCAAUGUCCUGGUGGGAGAGGUGGACUUCCUGGAGAAGCCAUUCGUGGCAUUCGUGAGGCUCAUACAGUCCACCAUGCUGGGCGGGGUGACGGAAGUUCCCGUCCCCACUAGGUUCCUUUUUAUUCUCCUGGGUCCUUCAGGAAAGGCAAAAUCCUACAAUGAAAUCGGCCGAGCUAUCGCCACCCUUAUGGUAGAUGACCUUUUCAGUGAUGUGGCCUACAAGGCCAGAGACCGAGAUGACCUGAUUGCAGGAAUAGAUGAGUUUCUGGAUGAAGUCAUUGUCCUUCCGCCAGGGGAGUGGGAUCCAAACAUUAGAAUAGAGCCACCCAAAAAAGUACCUUCCGCUGAGAAGAGGAAAUCAGUGUUCUCGCUGAACGAAGCAGGGCAGAUGAAUGGCACCGUGGGAGGAGCAGCAGGAGGGGGCGGCGGAGGUGGAGGGGGCGGCAGUGGCAGUGACGACGGAGAAAUGCCAGCUGUGCAUGAAGUUGGGGAAGAGCUUGUCUGGACAGGCAGGUUUUGCGGCGGCCUGUAUUUGGAUAUCAAGAGGAAGCUGCCUUGGUUCCCCAGUGAUUUCUACGAAGGCUUUCAUAUCCAGUCUAUCUCCGCCAUCCUCUUCAUUUACCUGGGCUGCAUCACAAAUGCCAUAACAUUUGGGGGGCUGCUUGGUGAUGCUACAGACAACUACCAGGGGGUCAUGGAGAGUUUCCUCGGCACGGCGAUGGCGGGCUCCGUGUUCUGCUUCUUUGCCGGGCAGCCACUCAUUAUCCUGAGCAGCACAGGGCCCAUCCUCAUCUUCGAAAAGCUACUCUUCGACUUCAGCAAAGGCAACAGCAUAGACUACAUGGAGUUCCGUCUGUGGAUCGGCUUACACUCUGCCCUACAGUGCCUUAUCCUGGUGGCUACAGACGCCAGCUUCAUUAUAAAGUACAUCACACGCUUCACUGAGGAGGGGUUCUCCACCCUCAUCAGCUUUAUAUUCAUCUAUGAUGCUAUCAAGAAGAUGAUCGGCGCCUUUAAGUAUUACCCUAUCAAUGCAGACUUCAAAACAGACUAUGUGACCAUGUACAAAUGCGAGUGCAUUGCUCCUGACCCAGUGAAUACAACAUUGUUCAAUGCUUCAGCUCCGCUGGCACCAAACAACACUAACAUUUCUGUGUACAAUGCUAUUAAUGUAACAGCUCUGGACUGGACCCAGCUGAGUAAGAAGGAAUGUCUAAAGUAUGGCGGAAGCCUAGUAGGGAAAUCCUGUAAAUUUGUUCCUGACUUAGCCCUCAUGUCCUUCAUCCUCUUCUUUGGGACCUAUUCCAUGACUGUAACACUGAAGAAAUUCAAGUUCAGUCGCUACUUUCCUACAAAGGUCAGGGCCUUCAUUGCUGAUUUUUCCAUUGUCUUCUCCAUUCUGCUGUUCUGUGGAAUAGAUGCCUGGUUUGGCCUGGACACUCCAAAGCUGCAUGUUCCCAGUAUAAUUAAGCUACGUAAACUUAUUAGUGACUUCUCUAUCUUCAUGUCCAUACUAAUGUUUGUUGGUCUCGAUGUAUUGUUUGGACUGAAUACUCCUAAACUGCAAGUGCCUACUGAUUUUAAGCCCACUCGCUUAGAUCGAGGAUGGUUUGUGUUCCCGUUCGGUAAGAAUCCAUGGUGGAUCUACUUGGCCAGUGCCCUUCCAGCUCUGCUGGUUACCAUCUUGAUCUUCAUGGACCAGCAAAUCACAGCUGUCAUAGUCAAUAGGAAGGAGCACAAACUGAGGAAAGCGGCAGGCUAUCACCUGGACUUGUUCUGGGUGGGGGUCCUGAUGGCCGUGUGCUCAUUCAUGGGGCUGCCUUGGUACGUAGCUGCCACGGUCAUUUCCAUAGCCCACAUCGACAGCUUAAAGAUGGAGACGGAGACCAGUGCGCCAGGGGAGCAGCCACAGUUCCUGGGAGUGAGGGAGCAGAGAGUCACCGGAAUCAUUGUCUUUGUCCUGACUGGGAUAUCUGUCUUCCUGGCUCCAAUUCUGAAGUAUAUUCCGAUGCCGGUGCUGUAUGGUGUCUUUCUCUACAUGGGAGUUGCCUCUCUGAAUGGCAUUCAGUUCUGGGACCGCUGCAAGCUCUUCCUGAUGCCAGCCAAGCACCAGCCUGACUACGCCUUCCUUCGCCACGUGCCCCUGCGGCGGAUCCACCUCUUCACCCUGGUGCAGAUCAUCUGCCUAGCCAUCCUCUGGAUCCUGAAGUCCACUGUGGCGGCUAUCAUCUUCCCUGUGAUGAUUUUAGCCUUAAUCUUAGUGAGGAAAAUGCUGGAUUUCGUCUUUUCCCAACACGACCUGGCCUGGAUUGAUAACAUCAUCCCCGAGAGGGAGAAGAAGAAGGAAGAUGACAAGAAGAAGAAGAAGAAAGGCAACAAAGGAGAAGAGGAGAGUGAGGAUGAGGAAAGAGGUCCUCCAGCUGGAGCUUUGCGUUCUGAUUCUUCUCCUAACAGUUCAGACUUGGAUCGCAGUAUUACACUUCACCUGAAGAUUUCCUGCCCAUCAUCUCCUGCGUUUAACUACUCCCGAAACCCUCUCUGUGCUGUGCCCCAGGUGAAGAUAGAGAUGGAGUCGGACUAUGAAGAUAGUGACACAGAAAAGCACCCUCGGGACAUGGGCAGCGAGACCACGCUGUAGUCCCACACUGCCCUUCCUUUGUGAUGAUAUAUAAAUAAGAAAAUUGGGCAUAUUUUUCUAUGUGACAGACUAAGGAGAUCAUAGGUCCCCGGGACCCAUUUCUCCAUUAGCUUUUAGCAGAAUAAAUUAGAACUGCUGUGGAAUUCCACCCCGUUCAGUUGGGCCAAGAAACCACCGCCAGCUUCAGAGCAAUGCCAGGAAUGUGGAAAUGGUACUUUGACUCUGGUCCCUGCAGUAAUAGGGGACAUUAGACCCUGGGCGGUUGCUGCCAUUUCAGUGAAGACUCUGAAGAUAGCAGGGCCACCUUCCUUCAGCAUCUGGACCCUGACAUCACCAGCGUUGGAGAGUCACGCCCUUUCCAGUGCAAGCUUCAACUCCUCCUAGUUCUCUUGUAGUCUGUGUCCCUAUUAGCGUUAGUUGGCCCAGGGGGCAUUCGCAGAUAAGAUGAGCACCACCCUACCCACUGUUUGAGCAGUAAUCUGUGACAUUCCAUGGGGCGGGGGGGAGGAUUUCAGGACUGUAAACUGUAAUUUAUUGCAUGUUUUACACACCAUAUGCAGCAAACAAUGCACACCCCAGAAAAGUAUACAAAACAGGGCUAAGAAAAAUUCCCUUUUUGGGAAGUUAGGGAAUGUUUAGAAUCAAAGUGGACAACGUCCCUGGCUGCUGCUUAAAAAUACAGCCAUAGCCCUUUAAAACUGCUUCUGUCCUGCAGGAAGGGAGGGUGUUUUCUAUAGGAAUGCUGUGUUACCCAGUGGCAUUCACUCUCUGGGGCUAGGAGCAAUUUUAAAAGGGUUAGACUUGUAAAAAGCUAAACUCAGUCACUUCCCACCCUCCCAUACUAACCCCUCUCUCUGCUGAAGUUAUAAUGAUACUGUUCUAAGCAGACUUAGUCCAUGUAACUCCUAUUGUUAAUGGAGAAACUUGUAAGAAAGAGGUUGACACACACACAAGCCAGCCAUUGUCCAGGCCAGUCAGGCUGAAAUAGAAAAUCCUGCAGAUAACCAUUACAGGGGGCGAUGGCAAUGACUGUCUAGCUUUUACUUUGCAGCAUGUUCUACUCCAGCAACAGUCUUCCUCGAAAGGACCGUCCAUUUUUGCUCAACCCAGCCACAUACAAAUAACUGUCUGGAAGGUAAGAAGCACUUAUGGGCUGUGAAAUGUUUGGUUAAUCCUAGGGUUAGAGAUGGAAGAGCCCUAACUGAUCUAAUCCAUUCCCUUCCAGCACACAGGCGUUAUCUAAACAGGAGUGGAGAAAUCCACAGCCUGCGGUAUUUUUAUGAUACAUGCCAGAGCCAGCUAGACAAUAGAACUUCCUGUUCUGACAGCACAGGCCCCUGCCACUGGAGCAAAAGAGGGAUUCUCUGUUAGAACAAGUCCUGUGACAAUUGAGCAGUUAUGAUUCUAUACACUAGCCCAUCAGUAGCAACAGUAGUCCUGCUGGAAAGUGACUUACAUGCCCUUGUCAGUUAAUAUUAAUUCCUCAUUAAAAAAUUGUUAGAAUGAAUGUUUGAUAGGUGUUAGAUUGGAUUGCUGGCCUUUCCCCUCCCCUAGGUUACAGCUCAGUUAACUGUGGGGAUGAAACCAAAGGACUUGUGUUGGAAUUAGAAGGUUCCAUAGCUUGGGUGAAAGGAAAACGUCUGCUACUUCGCCUCCAUGUAAGUGAAAAAUAGAGUGGUGCCCAUAGACAAAUUGUGUCUAAAGGGGGCAGUGAUAAAACUGGCACAACUAGACAUGUAUGUAUAACAGUUGGGUUGAUGUACUUCCCAGUUUAUUCAGGGGAGGAAGGCUACUGGGCUCAGAAAAGUUUUCUACAGCUAUAGAUUUUAGUGCAACUCCACACCCAUCUCAUUCUUGGUUAAGUCAGAUGACUUGAAACAUGUUUCAUUGUUUUUUUUUAAUUCAAAACAUAAGGUGCAGCCUUUGGCAGUAGUCCCUUGAGUGCUGGUUACAGAUAAAAAAAAUUUUUCAAGGGAAGCCAUUUCUAUUUUUGAUUUUCAGCCUCCCCCAUCCCCCGCUUUCAAAAACAUUAGGAGGCAGGAAAUUCAGUUCAGUUAUGUAAAUUCAAAAUAACCUCAGUCUGUAUUUGCACCAGAGUUUAGUACACAGCACUUUAGCUUGUAUUUUUAUACAAACACCUCAACCCUUCAAGUAGGGCAUCUUCCUUACCAUCACUUUUGCCAGCCCUUGUUUCCUCUACAAUUGCCCCUCCUGUAAACAUGGCUCUUGCACAUAACUGCCACAUGGUGUGAGCCUGAUGUGAACUGACUUUUAGAUGUCGAUUUCAGAUGUGAGUGGGUUUGCUCUCAAAGGCCUGGUACUAGUUAAUCCUUUCAAACUGGCAGCUGGAUGCAUUGUUGCAAUGGUUAACGUGUUACUGUACCUACUCACUCAUUGUUGCACUUCUCAGAAAGGAAAGGAACAUAAAGAACUUGUCUUGAGGGUUUUGUUAACUAAAACUUGAUUAUUUUUUAGAAAAAAAUGCAAUUGUAAACUAAGUUCAGAAAGAAAUGGAAAAAAAAAAGUCAGCCAUUUAAGAUUGCUGCAAAGAGCAAGCCCUCAGUGCUUUGUUAUAAAUUCCACCUGCGUGCAUCUUUAAGAGCAGCCUUCAAGGUUUUUUAAGGAUAGAAGAGUCCUGUGACUGACAAAGUCCACUCUACAGGGGGUUCUGGAAUGCUGGUUAAAUAUUGCAAGUGGUUUGAACCUUACAAUGAAACAGAUGCUGGUUCUUUGUAAAUAUUUAAGAGAAGUCAAAAGAAAACUUGAAUUCAGUUUCCUAUUUAUAGUAUUUUCUAGCUUGAGUACCCAACAAGACUGUUUUUG
Molecule: messenger RNA, 7007 nt
Organism: Mauremys reevesii (Reeves's turtle)
Lineage: Eukaryota; Metazoa; Chordata; Testudines; Geoemydidae
Gene: SLC4A5
Product: solute carrier family 4 member 5
Exons: 30
Coding region: 483-4184 (1233 amino acids)
Biological process (GO): regulation of intracellular pH; transmembrane transport; monoatomic anion transport
Cellular component (GO): plasma membrane
Molecular function (GO): sodium:bicarbonate symporter activity; solute:inorganic anion antiporter activity; monoatomic anion transmembrane transporter activity
Source: RefSeq, a predicted model, not a curated record